Molecule: messenger RNA, 840 nt
Organism: Colletotrichum graminicola M1.001
Lineage: Eukaryota; Fungi; Ascomycota; Sordariomycetes; Glomerellales; Glomerellaceae
Exons: 2
Coding region: 1-840 (279 amino acids)
Source: RefSeq, a predicted model, not a curated record
AUGCAAUUGCAAGGAGAGUUGAAGGACAAGGGACACCAGCCGCACCAGUACAGAGGCCCUCUGCAGGGCGUGUCUAUCAUUGUACGGAAUGAAGGCGUCAGGGGCAUCUACCGCGGCCUCGGUUGCGCCUACAUUUACCAGGUUCUGCUUAACGGCUGCCGUCUGGGUUUCUACGAGCCGAUGCGCGAAACCCUGACGACGCUUGUCUUCAACGACAGCAAGACCCAGAGUCUGGGUAUCAACAUGGCCUGCGGUGCUGGAUCUGGAAUCAUGGGCGCUGCCGCCGGCAGUCCUUUCUUCCUCGUCAAGACCCGGCUGCAGAGUUACUCACCCUUCAUGCCCACGGGCACGCAACACAACUACCGCAACGCUUGGAACGGAAUGGCCUCGAUCUACGGCUCCGAAGGUAUCCGUGGACUCUACCGUGGUGUCGGCGCGGCCAUGAUCAGGACUGGUUUCGGAAGCUCCGUGCAGCUGCCCACUUACUUCUUCGCCAAGCGGAGAUUUGUUCGCCAUCUGGGCAUGGAGGAGGGCCUUCCUCUGCACCUUGCUAGCAGCACCGUCAGCGGCUUCGUUGUUUGCUGCGUGAUGCACCCCCCUGACACUAUCAUGUCUCGCCUUUACAACCAAAACGGAAACCUCUACAAGGGCGUCUUCGACUGCCUCGCCAAAACGGUCCGCACCGAGGGCUUUCUGGCCAUUUACAAGGGUUUCUUGCCUCACCUGGCUAGAAUCCUCCCCCACACUAUCCUGACCCUUACCCUGGCGGAACAGACCAACAAGCUGAUGAGGAAGCUUGAAGACCGCAUCCUGCCAACGGCCGCCCUGCCCAACCCAUAA